UGAGAACGAGUCCGGUCUUUACAGUCGCUCGGGCGGAGUCGUCAGGAUUAUACAGUGCUAUAUCCUCUUCUUUAAGUUUUAAAACCGAGUAUAAAAUAUUGUUUCGGAGCGAAAUGAAUUCAACCAUUUGAAAUUCUUAUUUUCGUCGUUUUAAACGUCGUUUGAAGAGGAUCUGGUUAAAGCUUGCCAUUUGUUCGUUUGUCGAAAAAGCUAUCUUUUUGAGCUAACGCUGCUAACUUAGCCGCAGUUUUCACGGAAAGGGAAGAUUUUUACGGCCCAGCGUUGACGGGACCCCAUGCAAGUUGCCGAAGUCUUGGUUACAUUAGCCAAAGUACUGGAGCAGACCUUUCACAGAUGGGAAAAUUGUGUCUGAAGCACCGUGAAGGUGUUCUAGAUCACUGGAGAAUCAGUUUCACUUAAAGGACAACCUACUGAGUGAGAGACUACAGCAUGAUACAAUACUUGACUGUAUAGGUUUCACAAAAGACAUUUUUGACUGUCAGUAGAUGCUUUGUCAUACCCCAAGAGUGUUUUGUCAAGAAAAAAAACAAGGGACUGAUAGGGGCAAAAGAAAAAAAACCUGGCCAUUUUGAGAAAUAUCCUGGCACAAAAGCAUAAGGAAUACUAAGAAAUCAAGAUGAGCGCAGAAGGAUAUCAGUACAGAGCACUAUAUGACUACAAGAAGGAGAGAGAGGAGGACAUUGACCUUCAUGUUGGGGACAUACUCCUAGUGAGUAAAGGUGCUCUAUUAGCACUUGGCUAUAGUGAAGGUCUGGAAGAGAGACCAGAGGAGAUAGGCUGGCUGCCUGGUUAUAAUGAAAUGACUCAGGAAAAAGGGGACUUCCCUGGUACUUAUGUGGAGUUCAUUGGCAAAAAGAAGAUUUCUCCUCCGACCCCCAAACCAAGACCCCCCAGGCCUCUGCCCAUGGCUCCGGGACCAGCCAAGAAUGACUCGGACUCCGAACAAGGAGGUUCCAGCACUCUGCUGGAUCUGACAGAGCAGUUUGCCCCUCCAGAAAUGGCCCCACCCAUGCUGCUCAAACUGUUGGAUGCAAUUGAGAGAAAAGGUCUGGACAACCCUACCCUUUACAGGAAUUUCACUGCUGGAGGAGGUCUGGAUGUCAGACAAUGCUUCGAUGGUGACCCCCCUUCCGUGGACUUGGAGCAGCUGGAUCUGCAGAUGUUGUGUGAUGGUCUCAGACGAUACCUGCUGGACCUGCCUCAGCCUGUCAUCCACUCUGCAGUUUACAGCGAGAUGGUACACAUUGUCCAAGAGGUACAGGGUUCGGAGGAGUGUGUACAGCACCUGCGGAGGAUUGCCAGUUCCUCAGCGCUGCCACCCCAGUACUGGCUGACACUGCAGUGCUUGCUGAGGCACCUCGCUCGUGUGUGCCAGGCGUCAGCUGCCAACCUGCUGAACGCUCGUGCCCUCGCUGAAAUCUUCAGCCCCAUGCUGUUUAGGCAGCAGGCUGCCAGCUGUGAGCCGAGCCCUGAAUCCCACAUAAAGAUUGUUGAAGUCCUGGUGACCAGUGAAUGGAGCAGCAGCCAGGCAGCUCCAGCACUACCUCCGAAACCACCCAAACCAACCCCUGUGACUAACAACGGUAUGAACAACAACAUGGCUCUGCAAGAUGCUGAAUGGUACUGGGGAGACAUCUCAAGGGAGGAGGUCAAUGAGAAACUGAGAGACACAGCUGAUGGAACGUUUUUGGUUCGUGAUGCCUCCACCAAAAUGCACGGGGACUACACCCUCACUCUGAGGAAAGGAGGUAACAACAAGUUGAUCAAAAUCUUCCAUCGCGAUGGAAAGUAUGGUUUCUCGGAUCCUUUGACAUUCAGCUCAGUGGUUGAGUUGAUCAAUCACUACCGGCACGAAUCCCUCGCUCAGUACAAUCCCAAACUAGAUGUGAAACUGCAGUAUCCUGUGUCUAAGUACCAACAGGAUCAAGUGGUGAAAGAGGACAACAUUGAGGCAGUGGGCAAGAAAUUGCAUGAAUACCACCUGCAGUACCAAGAGAAAAACAGAGAGUAUGACAGACUGUAUGAGGAAUACACUAGAACGUCGCAGGAAAUUCAAAUGAAAAGGACUGCUAUUGAAGCUUUUAACGAGACCAUAAAGAUCUUUGAGGAGCAAUGUCAGACGCAAGAGCGCUACAGCAAAGAGUACAUUGAGAAGUUCAGGAGAGAAGGCAAUGAAAAAGAGAUCCAGAGGAUAAUGGUGAACUAUGAGAAGCUGAAAUCAAGAAUCAGUGAAAUUGUGGACAGCAAGCGUCGUUUGGAGGAGGACUUGAAGAAGCAGGCAGCAGACUACAGGGAAAUUGACAAGAGGAUGAACAGCAUCAAGCCUGACCUCAUCCAGCUCAGGAAGACCAGGGAUCAGUACCUCAUGUGGUUGACACAGAAAGGAGUCAGGCAAAAGAAGCUCAAUGAGUGGCUGGGAAUCAAAAACGAGAACCAGGAUGAUCAAUACUCUAUGGUGGAUGAUGAUGAGGAUUUGCCACACCAUGACGAGCGUUCCUGGAAACUGGGCAACAUUAACCGCCUCCAGGCUGAGGCACUGCUGCGGGGCAAAAGAGAUGGCACAUUCCUGGUCCGCGAUAGCAGCAAACCUGGCUGCUAUGCCUGCAGUGUUGUUGUGGAUAGCGAGGUCAAGCACUGCGUCAUCAACAAAACCCCUACAGGCUAUGGCUUUGCAGAGCCCUACAACCUUUACAGCUCGCUGAAGGAACUGGUCUUGCACUACCAGCACACGUCUCUUGUUCAACAUAAUGACUCUCUGAAUGUUACGUUAGCAUACCCAGUCUACGCACACCAGAGGCGAUGAGGACUAGUGAACACACACUCUUGGGACUCUUUCACAGAAAACGAGAGUUAAAAAGAAGGCCUCUUCUCUCACAGCAAUGCCUCCACUUGGGCCUCAGGAUGGAGGGCUGUUUUUUUUUUUUCACCUUUGAGCAGCCCUGUUGCAGGUGAUAAAACGUGAAAGCCGAAAUGGACAUUUUAUCCACAGAGACUUUGACAGUGGCAGGUUUUGAAUGUAGUUUUCUUUAA
Pygocentrus nattereri (red-bellied piranha) is the source of this 3051-nucleotide messenger RNA. RefSeq names its product phosphoinositide-3-kinase, regulatory subunit 1 (alpha) (gene pik3r1). The coding region runs from base 638 to 2824 and encodes 728 amino acids. Gene Ontology annotation, biological process: phosphatidylinositol phosphate biosynthetic process; insulin receptor signaling pathway. The transcript has 15 exons. The record is from RefSeq and is a predicted model, not a curated record. Gene Ontology annotation, cellular component: phosphatidylinositol 3-kinase complex. Lineage: Eukaryota; Metazoa; Chordata; Actinopteri; Characiformes; Serrasalmidae. Gene Ontology annotation, molecular function: protein binding; 1-phosphatidylinositol-3-kinase regulator activity.